Molecule: messenger RNA, 1243 nt
Organism: Neopsephotus bourkii (Bourke's parrot)
Lineage: Eukaryota; Metazoa; Chordata; Aves; Psittaciformes; Psittacidae
Gene: SSR1
Product: signal sequence receptor subunit 1
Exons: 8
Coding region: 214-1086 (290 amino acids)
Cellular component (GO): endoplasmic reticulum; endoplasmic reticulum membrane
Source: RefSeq, a predicted model, not a curated record
GGGAGACGUGUGUUAAGCUCACGUGACCGUCCUGCCUCCUUCCCCGGCGGAGCCACGUCCGCUGUGGCGCUGAGGGGCGGGGCGGGGGUGCGGGCACGGUGGGAGCGGGCCCGGAUGGAGGCUGCCGACGCCGCCAUUUAGAUCGCCCGCAGCGGUAGGCGCCUGGCUGGUACGGGGUGUCGGGCAGUUGUUGCUGCUGCCGCCGCAGUCACCAUGAGGCGCCUGUCACAGCUGCUGUUGCUCGCCCUGCUCGCCUUCCCCGCCGCCUUGCUGCUCGGGGGCGCGCGCGGCGGCCCAGGUUCAGGUUUAUUAGUUGCAGCUCAAGAUGCCACAGAAGAUGAGGAAGCUGUGGAAGAUACUGUAGUUGAAGAUGAAGAUGAUGAAGCUGAAGUUGAAGAAGAUGAGCCAACAGACUUGACAGAAGAAAAAGAGGAAGAAGACUUGUCAGGAGAACCUAAAGCCUCACCUAACGCUGAUACAACCAUCUUGUUUGUGAAAGGUGAAGACUUCCCAGCGAACAACAUCGUAAAAUUUCUGGUGGGCUUCACCAAUAAGGGUACAGAAGAUUUUAUUGUUGAGUCUCUAGAUGCUUCUUUCCGGUAUCCUCAAGACUACCAGUUUUAUAUCCAGAACUUCACAGCUCUCCCUCUGAAUACAGUAGUUCCGCCACAGAGACAAGCCACUUUUGAGUACUCUUUCAUCCCUGCUGAGCCUAUGGGUGGUCGUCCUUUCGGACUGGUUAUCAAUCUCAACUACAGAGAUGUAAAUGGCAAUGUGUUUCAAGAUGCUGUCUUCAAUCAAACUGUCACAAUAAUUGAAAAAGAAGAUGGACUGGAUGGAGAAACGAUCUUCAUGUACAUGUUCCUUGCUGGACUUGGUCUACUUGUCAUUGUUGGCCUGCAUCAGUUACUAGAAUCUAGGAAGAGGAAAAGACCAGUACAGAAAGUAGAAAUGGGAACAUCAAAUCAGAACGAUGUUGAUAUGAGCUGGAUUCCCCAAGAAACUUUAAAUCAAAUAAAUAAAGCUUCACCAAGGAGGUUGCCCUACAAGAGAGCACAGAAGAGAUCAGUGGGCUCUGAUGAGUAAAUGUUAAUUAGUACAACAGUUGAGCCUUUACUAAUCCUGCCUGUUUGGGUUUUUUGGAUUGGAGUAGUGCAGAGAAUCCAUACCACCAUAAGGAAAAUACUGCUAAACUUUUGGACUGAACAGAUUAACUGAACGUGUUAAUAUUACUGAAAAUGCA